CUCCGCGCAGGCAAGAGCAGCCAGCCGCUUCGGGAUCGGGACGCGGAGAGGGGAAAGGCGAGUCGUCGACUCGUCGUCCGGGCAGCUUCCCUCCCUCUCCUCUCCGCCCCCGCUUACCUAGGCCGGCCCCGCCUACGCCCCCCUCCCGCCGCCGCACGAUGAGCACUUCUCCCGCCGCCGCCGACGUUUCGCCUUUGCCGCCUACUGCUGCCGCCGACGAGGCCGCGCGGGCGACAGAGACGGUGGUGGUCGAUGAGAGGGUCGCCUCACACGUGGACCCGUUCCUCGUCGAGGCGCUCGACAACCCUCGCCACCGUCUCAUGGGUGGGACUUGAUGAAGAGUACAACCGAUGGUCUCUGCUCUGGUGGCCCAUGUUGAGCAGGCCACUGUAGCUGAAGCCACAUCCUAGCUUUAUAUUUGACACCAGGAUGGAUCUACUUCAUAUAGGCCAUCAAGCCUCUGCUAAUGCUGCUGGUCGAGGGUGCAGAAACAACCGUGGCCAUGGUUGAGGCAUAGGGCAUGGUGGCUACCAAGGUCCAUUAUCAUCUUCAUUUGAUGGACGUCCACAAGCUUAGCACCACUGACAUGAUCUGUCAAGUCUGAGGCUAGGUAGGACGUAUUGCCUCCAUUGGUGGUAUUGCUACGAUGAGAGCUACACCUCCAACACGAAGACUGCAGCUGUGGCCACCUACCAGGCUAUGGUAUCGAUAUCAACUAGUACAUCUACAUGACGUCAACAGAUCAUAUUACAAGUAAUCUGGACAAGCUAGCAGUUCAGAACAAGGGGACAAAUUGGACCUCACAGCCAGCAGGGCAGGAUGCUAUUGAUGCUAUGCUCCAAGAUUUGAGUUCAGAGAUUGCAUCGAAGGACCUAAGACAACUCCAUUACUUCCUUGGAAUUGAGGCCUACUUUGACUUUGCCAGUACUUCAGAAAAGUUAAGAACUGGUGAAGGUGAACUACUAGAGUUAGAGGAUGCAACGAGCGAAGAUGAUUCUUAGUUCUACGGAUGGAACUGGAUAUACAAAACUUUAUGCAGAACCCUCAGCUGCAGGAGUUUGAAUUCCAGAACUUUCCGACUUCUUACCUCCGCUGUGCUGCUCAUCGUGUUGCACAACAUUAUGGCUUAGAGACUAUAGUAGCAGAUAGUUUAGUAGAAGGCUCAGUUAGCAGGAUUGUUGCAAGAAAAACAGCAGAAAGCAGGUAUCCUGCAAUUUUUUUAUCAGAAGUUCCUAGCAAUCAAGCAAGAAAUGAUCAUGAAACAGCUGAGAAGCUUAAGUUUGUCAUUUAUCAAAGGCCCAAAGCAUUCCAAAAUGGAAGCGCUGAUUCUAGAAACAAGAGUGGUGUACCAAAAACUGUUGAUGAGAGAAUAGAGGAAUAUAAUAAAGCACGAGCACGCAUCUUCAAUGGUUCCAUUUCUGCAGAUUCUGAUGCUGCAAGUAUUAUGGGAACUCUUUCUACUGGCAAAGAUGAACCAGUAAAUGUUGACCCUUCUGUUGAUGAAACCAAAGUCAGCACAAUGAACAGUCGUUCCAGAGUUGCUGUUUUUAAGGAUACUGAAAAGGAUCGUAGUGACCCAGACUACGAUCGAAACUACAAAAGGUAUGUUAGGAGCUCAGUGCCUGGCUUCAACUUGAGCCCAGGUGUUUUUAACUUUGUUGUGCCUCAGUUUAUGCAGUAUGACAUUGGUUAUGUGCAAUCUCCUGGCAUGUCCACAAACCAGCAUACUAUGUACUUUGGCCAGCCUGAUCUAACAAUAGGGUCUUCUGGAGCUGCUGUUUAUCGACAUUGGCCAACCCCAACAAUGAUGUAUCCCCAUUGCUAUGAUAAUGUUAGUCCAAUGAUGUCUCAGGUUCCUCUGUACCAGUCUUUCAACCAUGAUUAGGAGAUUCUGCUUGCUGGAAAGUUGGGAACAAUUCUCUGUUGAACUUGCUAUGUUGUGUUGUCCUAUGUUAAGUGGAGUUCCUUUAGAUUCGAGCCGUUUUUAUUACAAAAAAUUGUAUAAGGAGUCCUAAUUCGUUGAAACUAUUUCGUGAACUAGUCUGGAACUGUGAUGCUUGUCUAAUGUCUAGUUCUCGUUUGCAAUUUGCUCCCGGUUUAUAGUUAGUAGUGUGCUGCGACUGGUCUUGAACCGUGUCGCGUGGUCGUACUGGUAGAACCAGGUUGCUACUUGCCAGCAGUCAUUGCUUUGAUUCCGAUUUUUUAUUUAACUUCUUUUUAA
Zea mays is the source of this 2221-nucleotide messenger RNA. Its product is annotated as DBF1-interactor protein 1. The record is from RefSeq and is a predicted model, not a curated record. Lineage: Eukaryota; Viridiplantae; Streptophyta; Magnoliopsida; Poales; Poaceae. Bases 1010 to 1885 code for a protein of 291 amino acids. Gene Ontology annotation, molecular function: nucleic acid binding. The transcript has 8 exons.